This is a messenger RNA of Pseudoliparis swirei, 3666 nucleotides long. Its product is annotated as nucleolar protein 6-like. The record is from RefSeq and is a predicted model, not a curated record. The transcript is spliced from 26 exons. Gene Ontology annotation, cellular component: UTP-C complex; small-subunit processome; CURI complex. Gene Ontology annotation, biological process: rRNA processing; tRNA export from nucleus. Bases 91 to 3492 code for a protein of 1133 amino acids. Lineage: Eukaryota; Metazoa; Chordata; Actinopteri; Perciformes; Liparidae.
CAAAAUUUCACAAACUAUCGGAAUUAUCAUCAUAUUGAAGGCAUAUUCGACGUGAAAAAUAAGCUGACAGUUACUGAGGACACAGCAGAGAUGAUUCCCUCAGAGAGUCGCGCGUCGGAGGAGAAAAACAAGGCUCCUGUAAAAGCGAAAAGGAGCAAACCUGAGAUGUCUGGAGGGGACGAGGACGAGGUCUACCACCCGGUGAAGCUGUCCCGGAGUGAUCUGUACAGACCUCCGACAGCAGAGGAGCUAAACCAGCUGAAAGAGACGGAAAGCCUGUUUCACUGCAGCCUGCUCAAAAUGCAGAUGGAAGAGCUGCUGAAAGAGGUCGCCCUGAGUGAGCGUAGGAAACGGCAAAUAGAUUCCUUCAUUCAGGCCGUCACCAAGCUGCUCCAGACCGUACCGAAUUCCUCAGACGUUGAGUUGAGUGACCUGUCAUGGCUGACAAGUGCAGUUAAGGUCCCUUUUCUCCUGGUGCCCAACACAACAAAAGGCAAGUUCCACAUGGCACCGCCUGCUUCUGUUGAUCUGAUUGGCAGCUACCCUCUGGGCACCUGCACCAAACCACGCAUCAUGGUCGACCUGGCUGUCACAAUCCCAGCUGAUGUGCUCCACCAAAAGGACGUCUUGAACCAGAGGUAUCCGAGGAAAAGGGCUCUCUACCUGGCCGGUCUGGCCCAGUGUUUCGCAUCUUCUUCUGACAUCGGGAGCAUGCGUUACUCCUGUCUGCAUGGCAACAGACUUCGACCCAUUCUGCUGCUCACGCCUCCAGGUAAAGACUCUUCCAGCUUCACCUUGCGUAUCCAUGUCUGUCCGCCUCCUGGAUUCUUCAAGCCCAGCCGUUUCAACCCACAGAGGAAUAAUAUCCGGACAGAGUGGUACAGCGGUGUGCAGAACUCCCAAUGUGAGAGCGGCGAGCCCCCCACUCCGCAUUACAAUAGCUCUGUUCUGGGGGAUUUACUGCCCAGGGCUCACCUGCAGUUUCUUUCUGCGGUCAGCUCCCAGUGCUCAGCUUUUGCUGAUGGAGUGGCUUUGCUCAAAGUCUGGCUUCGUCAAAGAGAGCUCGACCAGGGAACUGGUUGUUUUAAUGGCUUCCUGGCUUCGAUGUUGUUGGCUUACCUUCUGACCACUCACAGAAUCAGUAACUCCAUGACAGCCUAUCAGCUGCUUCGAAACAGCUUGAACUUCCUGGCAUCUACAGACCUGACAGUGAAUGGAAUUAGCCUGGCCAGAGACCCUGACUCUACAGCUCCAUCUCUUGCAGAGUUCCACAGUGCUUUUCAGGUUGUGUUUGUUGACCCGUCAGGACAUCUCAACAUGUGUACUGACAUAACUGCUUGCACCUACAAACAGCUGCAGCACGAGGCGACUCUAUCGAUGCAGUUCUGGGACAACCCUACGGUGGAUGGCUUCCACAGCCUCCUCAUGACACCCAAACCCAUGAUAAGGACAAGCGACCACGUAUUCCAGUUAUGUGAGCUGGUGAAGCUUCAGUCCAGCUGCAAGAAAAUGAAUCUCCUCGGUGAGCUGAUGGACCACAGUGGAAAUUAUGUCCACACCGCACUCCCUUUUAUUUUGUCACUGCUUCAGCGGGGACUGGGCCAAAGGAUUCACCUCCUCACCCACUCCCUCUCACCUGACCCUGAGUGGUCUGUUGAGAGCGAAGCCCCAAAACACAAAGAUCAACCUCCUCUGGCCUUUGGUUUGCGCUUCAAUCCGGAGCUGGCAUUCUCUGUCCUGGAACGAGGCCCAGCUGCAGAAAGCCCCAAGGCGGCUGAGUUCCGUCAGCUGUGGGGUUCUCGCUCCGAGCUGCGUCGCUUCCAGGACAGUUCGAUCACCGAGGCUGUGCUGUGGGAUGGAGAGAGCAUAUGCCAGAAGAGGCUGGUGCCCAGGCAGAUCAUCGCACACCUGCUACAGCUGCAUGCAGAUAUCCCCGAGUCCUGCAUGCGAUAUGUGGGGGCGAUGGUGGAUGACGUCAUCAAAAGGGGAAGUGAGGUGCCUAGUACUGGAGACGAGGAGAGUUUGCUUGUGGUUCAGUCCUAUGAUGACCUGAGUAGAAAACUGUGGAGGCUGGAAGGACUGCCUCUCGCCAUCACAGCAGUGCAAGGAGCCCACCCUGCACUUAGAUACACACAGGUCUUUCCCCCUGUGCCACUGAAGGUGGACUAUUCCUUCUUUGACAGAGAAAAGACUUCCAGAUCAUUGGUGCCAAUGGAAGGCAAACCGUGCCCUGCUUAUAUCACCCCGAUCACAGUGAUUUGCCACAUGGAAGGGAGUGGAAAGUGGCCUCACGAUCGCCUCGCCAUCCGCCACAUCCGAGCUGCCUUCCACAUCUGCCUGGGAGAGUUACUCAAGAAGCAUCAUCAAUAUACAUGCAGGCCCUGCCCCACUCACCUAGAUGUCUGGAAGGAUGGCUUGGUUUUCCGCAUCCAGGUGGCCUACCAUCGCGAGCCUCAGGUGCUGAGGGAGAGUGUGAAUGCCCAGGGGCUGCUGAUCGUGAGGGACAACGAGGAGGCUCAGGCUCUGGAGAUGGCCACCAUUCACAAGCCUCUACUUACCAGCACAUUGCAUGGGCUCCAGCAGCAGCACCAAUGUUUCGGGGGAGCGUGUCGCCUGGCCAAGCGCUGGCUGGGGGCUCAGCUCUUCAGCGAGGACAUCACAGAGGACACAGCAGACCUGCUGGUGGCCUCGCUGUUCCUGCAGCCUGCACCCUUUACUCCUCCGGGUUCUCCUCAGGUGGGCUUGCUUCGUUUCCUUCACCUUCUCUCCUCCUUUGACUGGAGGAACAACCCGCUGGUAGUCAACCUCAACAACCAGCUGGCAGCCACCGACUACACGGAGAUCAAGAACGACUUCAUGGCCUCCAGGGAGUCUCUGCCCGUCUUGUUUCUAGCUACGCCUAAAGACAAGAAACAAUCCCUCUGGACCAAGCGAGCACCGAGUGUACAGAUGCUGCUGCGUGUGGUGAUGGUGGCUGCAGAGAGUCUGAAGUUACUGGAGCAUCAGCUGAUGGACGGAGACCAGAUACAAGAUGUCAGGGUGGUCAUGCGCGCUCCUCUGGAUGCCUACGAUGUGCUGAUUCACCUGAACCCAAGGCAGGUUCCCCUGCUCUCUCAGGCAGUGGACCCUCCCAUUGUCACCUUCAACAGGGGCCUCAUGGCUGGCAACGUGGCCCAGUCCAGAGGGGCCCUGCCGGUCAUCGACUACAACCCCGUGACCCUCUACCUGGCAGAGCUCAGAGAUGCUUUCGGAGAGCUCGCCCUCUUCUUCUGUGAUCCUCAUGGCGGAACCGUGAUCGCAGUUUUAUGGAAGCCAAAGGCCUUCCUCCCAGUGCCCUUCAAGACAUCGUAUAUGUCUGCUCGGAGAGUGGAGGUGACUGGGGAGGAAGCGAAUACCAUUCCCAACGUCGAAGCAAUCCUGGAGGACUUCCGGGUCUUGGGAAAGGGCUUGAUCAAGUCAGUGGAAGCCAGGACUGAGAAGUGGUCAGUUUAGACGUGUCGUUUUCACCGUGUACAUUUCAUUGUGAAACGGAACAACGGGGAAAUUAAUGGAUUUUCAGAGACAUUUGUGUUAACAAUAUUAUCAGUUAAUAAUGUGUUUUAAAGAUAAGCCACAUGUUUGUCUUGGCGAAGCUGCAUCUUGUUUAAUAAAUGCAUAUGUACUUUU